Molecule: messenger RNA, 786 nt
Organism: Salvia miltiorrhiza (redroot sage)
Lineage: Eukaryota; Viridiplantae; Streptophyta; Magnoliopsida; Lamiales; Lamiaceae
Product: flowering-promoting factor 1-like protein 3
Exons: 1
Coding region: 153-461 (102 amino acids)
Biological process (GO): regulation of flower development
Source: RefSeq, a predicted model, not a curated record
CCUUCUCCACCUGUUUGCCCCCAUCUUUUUCCCAUAAGGAAAGGGAAAAAGAAAAAAGGGUUUCACAAUAUAAACCCCUAUAUAUAUAUCUCCACAUUCACCACUUCCUCCUCAACAAAUUCUAUAACUUUUUCUCAAUUACAUCUUCUUCAAUGUCUGGCGUUUGGGUGUUCAAGAACGGCGUGGUUCGACUCGUGGAGAACGCGGGAGAGUGCCACAGCAAGAAAAUGCUAGUCCAUGUGACCUCAAAUGAGGUGAUUGCAUCAUAUGCAGUGUUGGAGAGGAAGCUAUUGCAGCUUGGUUGGGAGAGGUACUAUGAUGAUCCUGAUCUGCUGCAGUAUCACAAGAGAUCAACGGUUCAUCUCAUCUCUCUCCCAAAAGAUUUCAACAGGUUCAAAUCCAUGCACAUGUACGACAUCGUCGUCAAGAAUCGAAACGAGUUCGAAGUUAGAGACAUCUAAGUUUCUAGGGUUUGAUUUUGUGUGUGUUUUUGUUUAAUUAAACUUUGUGUGUGUGUGUGUGUGCGUGUGUGUGUGUUAGGGGAUGAUGCUCUAUUGGAUAUAACUAAUUAAGUUUUUAGGGUUUUAAUUUUUCCCUCUCUUUGUUUUGGUGUGAAAAUGGAUGCAAAUGUAGUAUUUGUAUUAUGUCUUCUUGAUUUGGGGUGAUGUGUUGCAAGAGAAAUGGAAUAAGUGGUUUGGAUAUAUUGUAGGAAUUUAAAAAGUAGUGUAAUGUACAAGGUUGUCUAGUUUGGAUUUUUCAAGCUAUAUUAAAGAGAGUGAUUUUUUA